This is a messenger RNA of Bombyx mandarina (wild silkworm), 3149 nucleotides long. Its product is annotated as VPS35 endosomal protein-sorting factor-like. Gene Ontology annotation, biological process: endocytic recycling. Lineage: Eukaryota; Metazoa; Arthropoda; Insecta; Lepidoptera; Bombycidae. The record is from RefSeq and is a predicted model, not a curated record. Gene Ontology annotation, cellular component: endosome.
AAAAAACUGAACUAAUCUGAAAUUCUGAAAAUAAAUAUACAAAGGGUAAAACAAUGCCAACUUUUGAAUGGAAAUCAAAAAACCAAAAACGGAAGAUUUGCAAAGCACUUAAAUUUGAAGUCUCUCAUCAUCCUCUGAAGACAAAUCAUGUACUUUUUAAAAAAAUCUCAAACAAAGGCUUCAUUGAUGACUUGAGUAAAUGGAGUGCUGGCUUUGAAGAAAUAGAUCCACUGCUUAAGUUUGAACAGAUGGCUUUAGAUGAAGAUCUUGUUCAUGCUGAUGAUGAGGGUAUAGGGGUAAAUUAUGCAAAAGAAUGGAAUACAAGACGUACAAUAGUCCUCAAUAGAUACACAACUGGAGAGAAGUUAACAAUAGUCAGUAGUUUUUUGCCUGGUGGUGAGAAAAUUAGUACUUUUUCAGCCCUCAUAAGACAGGUUUCAAAUUUGAACGAAAAAGUUAAAAAUAGACUGGAGCAAUUGGAUGAUUUUGAUGAUGAUUCAGUGAGGAAAACAAUGGGUUUGAGCCAACAAGAAUUUGUUACCAAAAUAAAUAUGUUGAAUGAUGAAAUUAAGAAGGCAUGGGAGUCUGAGCAAAGAGUUAAAGCUUUUAAAAUAGGGAUCCAAUGUUCCAAGCUACUGUCAGAUGUUAAUGUCAUGCACUUUUAUCCGAGCAAGUUCAUUCUCAUCACCGAUAUCCUGGACACAUUCGGUAACUUAGUCUUCGAUAGGCUCUGUGAAAAAAGUUUUGGGCAAAAGCUUGUGAAGCCUGUUCAGGACAUCAACCCGAAGGAAGUGCCGGAAACGGCGAGAGAAACCUGUCAGAACUGGUUGUAUAAGAUGGCGUCGAUUAGAGAGCUUCUGCCGCGCCUUUACAUGGAGAUGGCUCUGUUGAAAUGCUACUCGUUUACAUCGAAAGAGGAAAUAAAACCGACAAUCGUGAGACUGACUGCGAUGAUCAGAGGGAUAGGAAAUCCCUUAGUUGCGAUCUAUUUAAGGGCAUACCUCUGUAAGGUGGCGUCUAAAUUAUUAGGGAACGAGUGCUCUGAUUAUUUUUAUGAAAAUUUGAAGCAAUUUAUUGAGGAGUAUCAACAGGUUUAUCAUGUGGCCAUGAAAAAGAAAUACGAAGGACAAUUACUUACCUUAGAUAAAUAUUUAAACAUUUACAUGCCGGCCGUUGAUUGGCUGUUUUUUGGAACUUUGCAUUCUACCAACUGCAAGGAAACACUUUUGGAUCAAAUGCUUCAACAAUGUCAGAAAAUGCAAAACAAUGAAUUGCUCCUGUGUGGUAUUCUGUCUGCAUUUGAUUCGAAAAUUAUAAUUAAAAGGUCUACAAAAAUACUAGAUAUGAUUGUGGAAUCUGCUGAUAAAAUGGUACUGGUCCAUGACGUGUUGACUUCGCUCGGCGAACAUUUAUGCGCGUCAGAAAACUGCCGACAAGUCAAUUCAGAGACACUGAUUCAAACUUGGUGGAAGAUAGCCAGCAACAUAAGGUCUACUGUGCACUUUUUGCAAGUUUUGGGACCGUGGCUACAAUUCGCUUGUACAAAUUUAUCGACCCAGCAUGUGAAUAUAAUUCUGCGUGGAACAAUACGUUACCUGAUCAAGUGCGGGAAAUCGGCUGACGAAUUUUCCGGCAACUUACAGAUCGUCAUCAAAAGGAUGCUCGGAUCAGUUCCGGACAUCGAGGAAUGUUUUCUGAUGGAUGCGUUUAUGCCGCUCAUAGAAUUGGUACAGACGACGAACGCACGUACCUUAAUGGCGAAAACGGUGUUGUCAACGUUCUUUACGCGGUAUAACUCUCUUCACAUCGACGACCAUAUUGUUAUAACCUCACUGAUGUGCCUCUGCUGCACCCUCCACGAUUCCAUAAAUGCUAUAACGGUAGAUGACGAAACAAAAGUGUGCAGCGAACUCAUAAACAAGUUCGUCCACGCGGGCACGUUUCAUGAGGACUUCGAGCAGCAGUUGAACUUCUACGUGGAAUGUAGGUCCUCCUUCAUUAAACUCGACGCUGUACUCGUUGCUCUAGUGCAGAAGGUAAAUGGUUUAGCGAUACGUGCCGGCGACGCACGGAACAAAUGGCUGCAGAGGGCGUGUGCGGCCUAUUGCUACAUCACGGUCCCUUCUCUGCACUGCACCAUCACUAAGGCACAGCUGUACCUGCUCUCUGGACAAGUCGCCUUGCUCAACAACUGCAUUGGACAAGCGGAAGCAAAUUUUAAAGCCCUCAUAGGCUUGAUACCAGGUAUUCCGGAGUACAUUCUAGAAGAUGGACAAAAAAAAUCAACCAAUGUCAAAGUAGAAGGAAUAUUGCGCGAUUUCUUAUCCACACUUCUUGUUUUGCCGGACAACGUGGACAGCAACUGCAAAGCGUACAUACUGAGCGGACUGAUCAAGACAAUGGAGAGGGUGCACUGGCGUAAAACGGACCCGCGCUACUACAACACGCUUUUGAACAUUCUAGAUCUGCUCAGCGAAAUGGCGCAGGAGGAUUACGCACAUCACAUCGAUUCCGUUCUAUCAAACGACAAGCUGUAUGGUUGCGACGAGGAAUUCGUUUCGGUCUUAGACGGGUAUGCGACGGACAUAUGCCAGGAGUUGCUCGUGGUACUGAAAGCGCUCGGCGACAACAAAGAGACCAAGAAACAGUACAAUUUGACGUUGGAAUUAUUCUGGCGCGUGAUAAGACGCGCCGAUUUAGAACAACAUUCCAUGCUCACUUUAGCGGCCAACUUGUGGAUGCUUUCAAAGAAAAUACAAGAUCCCAAUAAUAAACUCGCAAAAAGCAUUCUUUCCGCGCUACGCACCUCUGAAGAUCUCGCAAGUCGACAGCUGCUCGAGAAGUUAGAACAAGGUGUUCAAACCUGAAACAGAUUAUCCUAAUGACUACAUGAAGAUAUGAUAUACAUCUAAACAUUCCUACAAUCUGUUUACUAUUCAAAAUACACGAAAUCUGAUUAGACUAUUGUUAUUAUAAGUUUGAUUAAAUUUCAACAUUUUAUUUCCGAAGAAUUUGUACCUUAUAUGAAAAUCAUAAAUAAUAAAAUAAAAAAUAAUGAGAUAUAUAUACAUAGACAUGUCUCAUUAAUGUAAACAACAUGUUAAUAAAGAAUUUUUCUGAUCAAAACAUAAUUUAAAUAACAAAACAUA